UUCUAACUUUAUGGUCCAGAGCCACCUUGAAAAUGUCCGUCUGUGUUGCUGCUUGUUCGGGACGGGGGAUUUCGCCUGGAAAUAAUACACAUUUCCACUUGAAGAAGACAAGCCACAUAUUCUAACAACCUAGAGGUCCAAAUAUCCUCAGGAGGAGUGUUGGGAGUUGGUUGUAUCGAAGCUGGCGUUUACAACCACUGUUCUUCCGUUGUGAUGUCGGGUCCCGGCUCUCAGAGAAACGUGUCCAGCAUUAAAAUCCGCCUGACAGUCUUAUGUGCCAAGAACCUCACAAAGAAAGACUUCUUCCGGUUGCCGGACCCAUUUGCGAAGGUAGUGGUGGACGGAUCAGGCCAGUGUCAUUCUACAGACACAGUGAAGAGCACUCUAGACCCCAAAUGGAACCAACACUAUGACCUGUACAUAGGGAAGACAGACUCCAUCACCAUCAGUGUGUGGAACCAGAAGAAGAUCCACAAGGGGAAGCAGGGCGCCGGGUUCCUGGGCUGCAUACGACUGUUGGCCUACACCAUCAGCAGACUGAAGGACACGGGCUACCAGCGGUUGGAUCUGUGUAAGCUGAAUCCAUCAGAUAGUGAUGCAGUACGAGGACAGAUCGUAGGUAAGACUGACUGGACACAGGGUUUCCGUUCGGAAAAUGUGGUACGGGACAACGGGACUGGGUAGAUUUUAAUGAACCCGUAUUAAUUUAUAUUCAUUAGGGAUCCAAACACAUUUAUUUAUCUUUAAC
Salmo salar (Atlantic salmon) is the source of this 748-nucleotide messenger RNA. NCBI's taxonomy places the organism in Eukaryota, Metazoa, Chordata, Actinopteri, Salmoniformes, Salmonidae. The record is from RefSeq and is a predicted model, not a curated record.